Pocillopora damicornis (cauliflower coral) is the source of this 2268-nucleotide messenger RNA. RefSeq lists its product as uncharacterized. NCBI's taxonomy places the organism in Eukaryota, Metazoa, Cnidaria, Anthozoa, Scleractinia, Pocilloporidae. The record is from RefSeq and is a predicted model, not a curated record. Gene Ontology annotation, molecular function: protein binding.
AUCAAUCUCUUCACCUUUUGCUAUAUUCCUGUCCAUUGCUUCAUCAUUUGUUCCUGCUUGUCACAACUGCAUUCUAAUGGUUGCAAUUUACCCACUAAGCUGACCAAGAUAUAUAGUUUGGCCCUAAAGAUUUUCUUCUUUAGACACAAUGAUGAAUAUCGUGGGUCUAAGGACUCCAAUGAUCAGUUUAUUUUUACAAGAUACUGCGAAUUGCCCUCCCAAGUUCAGAGUGUUUUUAGUAAAUUGGGAAAGAUCGCCCUUCUCGGACUUGAAGAGGGCAGACUGACCUUUACAGCAAAAGAAGUUGAAGGAGUAGAGGACUGUGGAUUGCUCCAUCGUCUACCUGACCUGAAUAGCCCAACUCCUCUUGACGCAGGUGAAGCUCAGUUCUGUUUCCUGCACCUAACAAUACAAGAAUUUCUUGCCGCUAAGCAUGUGGUAGAUACCAUAAAGAAAACUGAAGAAUUGCGGAAAUUUGCUUCAGAUAAAAUCAACCAAAGUGCUUGGCAAGUAGUGAUGCAGUUUGUGGCUGGACUUUUAGACCCCGAUGCUGCUGGAGAAAUGUCAGCGGUGAAAAUGUUUACAGAACUUCUUCCCAUGGCCACAAGUAAGACGAAUGAAAAGGAACUCAUGAAUGUUGCUUGGAACUAUGCAGUUGAAGAGCCAACUACAUUGACCUGUUGGCCAACUGAUGGAGACAAAGAUUUGGCCUUGCGCAUAUGCAACUGUUUGUAUGAUCUCGAAUUAGAGCAGCAAUCUGCUGUGACAAGCAAAAUUGAAGAAAUUGGUUUUAAUGCAGUGGAUUUUAGUGGUUGUAAUUUAGCACCUGUUGACUGUGCAGCUUUAGUGCAUUUCCUUAAAAACGCUGGAACAAUCUUGUUAACAUUAGAACGUAAUGAAAUAAGUUGGUUGGGUUGUAUGGAGGUUCAAAAGUGGGUUGAUCAAAGUGAUAGUAGUAAGUGUGUAUUCAAGUUACGUAGUUUGAAUUUGUCUCGCAACGAGAUAGGGUGUAAGGGAGCGCAACAACUGGGUGACGCACUUAAACACCAACAUUGUACACUAACAAAGUUACAACUCUCUUAUAACAGAAUAGAUGAGAAAGGAGCAAAAACAAUAUGUGAUGCACUGAAAGAAAAUAGCUGUAAACUAACCACGCUGGAUCUUAAAGGUAACAACAUAGGAGACAAAGGAGCUAAAUAUUUAGCUAUUGCACUUAAAAAUGAACAUUGUAAACUCACGGAGUUACACCUUUAUGGUAACGAUAUAGGAGACAACGGAGCAGCACUCCUAAGUGAUGCUCUUAGAAACGAAAAUUGUAGACUGACUCUGUUAGACAUUGGCGAUUGCAAAAUCAGAAACAAGGGAUUGUUGAGUCUGAGAGAUGCACUUGAAGAUGUAAAUUGUAAACUGACCGUGUUGCGUCUUCCCCGUAACAAAGCCAAAAUCACAGGGGCAACAUAUGUUUCUCAUGCAUUAGAAGAUGUAAAUUGUAAACUAACUGAAUUGGAAUUUGCAGGUAACGAUAUAGGGGACAAUGGAGUAGGUCACCUAAGUAGAGCACUUAAAGUUGCAAAUUGUAAACUAACUGUGUUGGGCCUUAGUGGUAACAGCAUAGGACUCGAUGGGGCACAACACCUUUGCGAUGCACUAAAAGAUGGAAAUUGUAAACUCACCGUGUUGGAACUUGGUAGGAACAAUGUUGGAGAGUAUGGGGCAGCAUAUUUGGCUGAUACACUUAAAAAUGCGUCAUGUGAACUAAUUAAGUUAGACCUUGCUUUUAACAAUGUAGGAGAAAGAGGAGCGGCACAUCUAGCUGAUGCACUUCAAUCGGUAAAAUGCAAACUCACUGAGUUGAACCUUAAGGCUAAUGAUAUUGGAGAUAAGGGCGCAGAGCACCUGACUGAUGCCCUUAAGAAAGAAAACUGUAAACUCACCGUGUUGAUCCUUGAAAGAAACAAUGUAAAGGACCAAGGAGCAGCACAUAUAAGUGAAGCACUUAAAAAUGUGAAUUGUAAACUCAUUGAACUGAAUCUUUCUGCCAACAACAUAGGAGAUGAGGGAGCAGAAAAGCUACUUGAAGCAUUUAAAAAUGAGAAUCGCACACUCACUGAGUAUAAUGUCGAAGGAAACAAUAUACGCGAAGAACAACUCGCACGUCUAUGGAAUGCCUUCUACAAAAGUUGUGCAUAACAUUUCAGCCUAAAACGGUUCCUUAGUGCAAACUUUUUGGUCAGUGUAUUUCGCUUACUUCUAGCUGAAAAAGGAAAU